Daphnia carinata is the source of this 529-nucleotide messenger RNA. RefSeq names its product histone H3. The transcript has 2 exons. NCBI's taxonomy places the organism in Eukaryota, Metazoa, Arthropoda, Branchiopoda, Diplostraca, Daphniidae. Gene Ontology annotation, cellular component: nucleosome. Gene Ontology annotation, molecular function: DNA binding; protein heterodimerization activity; structural constituent of chromatin. The record is from RefSeq and is a predicted model, not a curated record. The coding region runs from base 41 to 451 and encodes 136 amino acids.
UUUUAUAAUAUUGUACAUCCUUCAAUUUUAUCUGUUAUAGAUGGCUCGUACGAAGCAGACCGCUCGUAAGUCGACUGGUGGUAAAGCUCCACGUAAGCAGUUGGCCACAAAAGCUGCUCGUAAAUCUGCCCCAGCUACGGGUGGUGUCAAAAAGCCGCAUCGUUACAGGCCAGGAACCGUUGCUCUUCGGGAAAUCCGGCGGUAUCAAAAGUCGACUGAAUUACUCAUUCGAAAGUUGCCAUUCCAGCGUCUGGUCCGAGAAAUCGCUCAGGACUUUAAGACUGAUUUGCGUUUUCAGAGCUCAGCUGUUAUGGCUUUGCAAGAAGCGUCAGAAGCCUAUCUUGUUGGUUUAUUUGAAGAUACCAAUUUGUGUGCUAUUCACGCCAAAAGAGUCACAAUUAUGCCGAAAGAUAUCCAGCUUGCCCGUCGUAUUCGUGGAGAACGUGCUUAAUGUGCCUGAAUGUGUUUUGUAAUUUAAAUCCAUUGUCUUUGAAAGCUGUUUCGACAACGGUCCUUCUCAGGACCACCA